Messenger RNA from Metarhizium acridum CQMa 102, 3780 nucleotides. The record is from RefSeq and is a predicted model, not a curated record. Lineage: Eukaryota; Fungi; Ascomycota; Sordariomycetes; Hypocreales; Clavicipitaceae.
AUGGCUUGUGCGCGUACCGUCUUCUUCAUCCCGGGCUACCGUGUCGUGGCCCCCAUCCACCUCGCCAGCUACUUUGUCAAGCUGGUGCUUUUGGCCUUGGAAACAACUGAAAAGCGAAGGCUGCUUAUGCUGCAAUGGAGAAACACGUCGCCCGAAGCCGCGGCCUCGUUCUACAGCAGAGUGCUAUUCGUCUGGCUAAACAGGUUAUUUUUCAAGGGAUACAAAACGCUACUGACUGUGGACACUUUGACGCCACUUGACCAAGAUAUUCUCGAUGCCUCUCGACCUACUAAGUUGCAGGAAAGAUGGGCAAAAGUAAAGAGAGUACUAGAUUUCACUGUGGAACCGGACGGUCCCAAUACAAGAAACUUUGGCUACGGUCUCAUUGGGGCGUAUGCUCUUGUUCACAUUGGUAAAGCACUGUCGCUGGCCUGGUACGAACACAUGACAUAUCGUGUCUUGACAAUGUUCCGCGGCAGUUUAAUCACUAUUAUUUUCGGCAAAACUCUUCGCCUUGACGCCAGUGCCGUUCACGAUGCCGAGGCCAUUACAUUGAUGAGCGCUGAUAUUGACCGUAUUGGUCUCUUAUGUCUUUCUAUUGGUAUUCCUAUUGCCUCUGCAGCCGGAAACGCCCAAGUACCAUGGCUUGAGGCUAUUGAAAAACGCUUGGCUGUAACAUCCAAGAUGUUGGGAACAAUGAAGGCCAUCAGAAUGGCUGGUUUGACAAGCACCAUUCACACAAUUGUGUCGAGUCUCAGAAUCAAAGAAAUCCGGUCCUCACGUGCUUUUCGUCUCCUGUCCGUGUUACAGACCGGCGCUGCGAACUGUACAUUUACUUUUGCCCCCGUCUUGGGUCUUGGGUCUUAUAUCAUCUUGGCAAAAGUCAAUAAUACAGAGACCUUGACGGAGGGUGUUGCUUUUGCAAUUUUGAGUCUGUUCCAGCUGCAAGAUAGGCCCGUCAUGUCCUUGCUGCAUGGCUUCGAGGACUUUCAAACCAUCUUCAAUGCGUUUUAUCGUGUGCAAACCUAUAUCUUGUCCGCUGAGAGGGAAGACUUUAGAGUCAUUCCAGCUCUUCAACAGUCUGGCACGCCAUCUGAUGAAAAUCUACCGCAAAAAUCUUACUCAACAGUGCCUCGGAAUGGUAUCCCAAGGGGACCUGGGAGCCUCGAUACUUCUACUUUCAGUGCCGGCGGCAGCGCUGUUAGCUUGAAGGACGCCGCGGCGGGGUAUUCUGAAAAAACGAUUGUCAAGGACAUAAAUCUCGAAAUUACUCGCGGCAAGACAACCAUGAUUGUUGGGCCUGUUGGCUCUGGUAAAUCAACAUUGCUGCGGCUUAUCUUGGGUGAAUUGCCCGAGAUUUCUGGUUCCGUUAUCUCUGCUUAUUCUAAAUGCGCAUUCGCUCCCCAGUCGCCGUGGAUCACCUGGGGCACGGUGCAAAGCAACAUUUUAGGAAUGUCUGCUUGGGACACGGAGUGGUAUAAUACCGUUAUUCGCGCGUGUUCGCUAGAAACUGACUUUGAAGACUUGCCAGAUGGGGACCAAACAAGAACUGGUACGCGAGGCUCGCGUCUAAGUGGCGGCCAGCAAAUGCGUGUGUCGUUGGCUCGGGCUUUAUACUCCAGGAACCCACUUAUCAUCUUGGACGAUGUCCUCACAGGACUUGAUCGGAAGACUGAAGCCAGCAUUCUGGAGGCUGUCUUUGAUGCCGGUGGUAUUCUCAAGAAGACCAAAUCAACUGUCGUUCUUGCCACAAACUCAGUUGGCCAUCUUCGUUUUGCCGACCACAUCGUGGUCCUCAACAAGGAAGGUAGCAUCGCUGAGCAAGGUACUCUUGAGCAAGUUUCCGCGUCUGGCGGCUAUGUGCAGCGACUUGCAAGUCUGCCCGCCGUUGAGACGUCGCGACAGGAGUUGUUGGAGUUGCCGGAAGAAAUCUACCAGGAACUUGGUCUCUCCAAUGAGGAAGACGAGCUGGGGUCUGCGCGCAAAACAAGCGAUUUGCAGGUUUAUGCGUAUUACAUCAAAGUUGCUGGUGUAUGGACCUUUUCGAUUUAUACAUUCAUCUGCGCAGCUUACACCUUUGGGCUCAGCUUCCCUUCAAUAUGGUUGCAAUGGUGGACCGACUACAACGCCAAGCACCCAAAUGAAAACAUUGGCUACUGGCUGGGUGUGUACUUUGGUCUCGCGGCUCUGGCGGUUGUAGGUUGCAUGGGAUCUGACUGGGCUUUCCGUAUGAUGUUGGUUCCGAAAACGUCACGCAAAUUCCACCAGCUUUUGCUUGAUACAACCAUGCACGCAACAACGUCUUUUCUCACAUCGACCAACGCUGGAUUAACUACAAACAGGUUCAGUCAAGACUUACAGCUGAUUGACAGCGAUCUUCCGCAAUCUCUUGACGAGACCGUUAUGAAUUUUCUUGGCGUCAUCACCUCGGCCGUGCUGGUGUUCACCGGCUCGGGAUACGUUUCUGCUUCCAUCCCCGUUUGUGCAGCCCUCAUCUUCCUUAUUCAGAUGUUUUAUCUACGAACUUCGCGCCAGCUGCGACUGCUUGAUAUUGAAACCAAAGCGCCGCUAUUUUCUCACUUUAUUGAGACUUUGGGGGGCAUCACUUGCAUCCGUGCAUAUGGAUGGUCUGCAGAGUACAUGGAUCAGAGCUACGAGGCUCUUGACACCUCGCAGAAGCCAUACUACCUGCUAUGGUGCAUUCAGAGAUGGCUUACCCUGGUUCUGGAUCUGCUGGCAGCUGGCAUUGCCGUAAUGCUGGUUGCAUUCGCAACAAUGGUCCACAACGGAUCAACUGGGUUGCUGGGUGUGGCUCUUUUCAACGUCAUCAGUUUCAGCGGCGUUCUCCAGAGCUUUGUCACACAAUGGACCCAAUUGGAGACGGGCCUCGGUGCGAUUGGCCGCAUAAAAGCCUUUGUUCAGGAUACCAAGCCGGAGAAUUUGGAUGGAGAGGCGGAUGACUUGCCAGACAAUUGGCCGUCAGCCGGCUCCAUUAUUUUUGACAAUGUUUCAGCCUCGUACGAGGCAUCUGCUAAGCCUGCCAUAGAUGGAUUCAAUCUAGCAAUCAAACCGGGAGAAAAGAUUGCCCUGUGCGGACGAACAGGAAGUGGCAAAUCAUCGCUUCUGUUGACGAUUCUCCGCAUGCUUGAGCUGGAUGCAGGUAGCAUCACGAUUGACGGAUACGAUACUAGAAAGAUAUCGCGCGAAGAACUGCGACGGCGCCUCAACACACUGCCCCAGGAACCGUUCUUCCUGCACGGAAGUGUUCGUGAGAACGUUGACCCGCUGCACAUCUCUACUGAUGAGCGCAUCAUUGAAACACUGCGUGCUGUUCAACUUUGGGACAUGCUGGACAGUCGCGGCGGACUCGACGCGCCAGUGAGCGAGGACUCUCUGUCUCACGGUCAGCGGCAGCUAUUCUGUCUCGCCCGCGCGAUUGCGCGCCCAGGCAACAUUGUCAUAUUCGACGAGGCAACAAGCAGGUAUGAAUCCAAGGAUGCAGCCAAUGUCUGGCUAUCCACAGAAUUGGGAAUUGCUAACAGUCUGGGCAGUGUUGAUUCGGAAACAGACGAACUCAUGCAGCGGGUGCUGCGACAGGAGCUUCAAGGACGCACCCUGAUAGCCGUUGCCCACAAGCUACACACCGUGAUGGACUUUGAUCGAAUCGUAUUGAUGAGCAAGGGGAAAGUGGUUGAAUCUGGAAACCCACAGGAACUUCUGGCGAACUCAAUGUCGGCAUUCUACAAGCUAUACACGAGUGGAGGCAGCGCUGCCGAGUAA